Molecule: messenger RNA, 541 nt
Organism: Poecile atricapillus (Black-capped chickadee)
Lineage: Eukaryota; Metazoa; Chordata; Aves; Passeriformes; Paridae
Product: lymphotactin-like
Exons: 3
Coding region: 145-438 (97 amino acids)
Biological process (GO): chemokine-mediated signaling pathway; lymphocyte chemotaxis; cellular response to type II interferon
Cellular component (GO): extracellular region
Molecular function (GO): CCR chemokine receptor binding; chemokine activity
Source: RefSeq, a predicted model, not a curated record
UCACUUUUUCCACUGCUACUCAGGCCCUCCAUGACACCAUCAAAAUGAACACAAGAACUGACCACUGAAUGACAAUAUAUAAACCCUGAGAAAGGAGCUGGCAGUAGACACUUUCUGCUCUGCCUUGACACACAAGCCACAGCGAUGAAGCUCCACACCGCAGCAAUCCUGCUCCUCUUCUGGCUUGCCAUCUUCACUGUGCACACCGUCAAAGGGAGUGCUAGUAGUCAGUCCAUGCAAAAAUUCAGUUGCGCAGUUUUGUCUCCAAAGAGGUUGAACAUCCGAAAUCUUGUGAGCUAUGAAAAGAAACAAGUACCAACAGAAGCCAUCAUGUUUAUCACUGCAGGAGGCAUCAAGAUCUGUGUAAGUGCUAAUCAGAAAUGGGUGGAGACUGCUAUGAAGAUAAUAGAUGGAAGACGUACUGCCAAACGCAAAUAAUCCAAGCAUCCAAGGCCAGACAGCUGACAUCAUCAACAGUGCUGCAGAUAACAGCUCACUAUCUGCUUUUAUUUCCUAUUUAUUAAGUGCCAAUAAAAUCUUU